AUGCAGACCCGUUUACCCUUCACUUUCCGUUCAGCCGUUGACUCAUUCCUCCGCACUUCCCAACCCCGCCAACUUCGAUAUUCCACCAACCCUAGCAACCGACCAACAAUGGACCAAAAUGAACACCAGACAGACGCCCACCGGCGUCCGAAGAAGCUAAUCUUCGCACCAGGGGAUAUUGCACCAACCUCCGAGGAGCCAACCCCAGAACCCCAACAAGCAGUCCCAGCCCCGAGUCAAAUCGCAGAAGCCCUCCGCACCUCAACCCCAACCCCAGCCUCAACCCCAAACUCCACAACGGAAACCGAAGUCCUCUCGCACGCCGCACGCGCCCACCAAUUCGGCACAAACCCACCCCUAACCAUCUCCCAAAUCCACGGCACAAACCCCCUCCACCAAUUCAACACCUGGUUUCGGGACCCACGCCUCCCCGCCUCGUCCGCCCCAGAAACAUGCACCCUAUCAACCGCCUCCCUGCCCUCAGGCCGGGUCAGCGCACGCAUCGUUUACCUUAAAGAACUCGACGAGCGCGGCUGGGUCGUCUACAGUAACUGGGGUAGUCGCGAAGGCAAAGGUGGACAAGUCUUCGGACUUGGGGAUAGCGCCGAUACACUCGGCGCCAUGCCCGAGCCAACGAGCAUUACCUCUGAGGUCGGGACUGGUAAUAAAUGGGGUGCAUUGACAUUCAGUUGGGCUGGUGUCGAACGCCAGGUUCGCAUUGAGGGCUUGCUUGAGCCUCUGAGCCGUGAAGAGAGCGAGAUGUAUUGGCGGACGCGGGAGCGGGGGAGUCAGAUUGGUGGAUGGGCUAGUUGGCAGAGUCGGGUUUUGUGGUCUGCGGAGCCUGGGAAGAUGGAGGAGAAUCAGCGUCGGAAGAGUGUGGCGAAGUUGCAGGGAGCGUUUGAUGGGAAUUCGAUUGUGCCGGCUGAUAUUGAUCAGACGGAUGAUGAGGAUGGGCGGGCGUUGCUUGAGUUGAAGGUUAAGGAGAUGGAGGAGAGGUUUAAGGGUGUGGAGGAUAUUCCUUUGCCGCCGUUUUGGGGUGGUGUCAGGCUUGUGCCGGAGUCUGUGGAGUUUUGGCAGGGUCGGAGGAGUCGUUUGCAUGAUCGGUUCCGGUAUGUGCGUGUUGAGGGGGAGGAGGAGGGUGCUAAGUGGCGGCUUCAGAGACUGUCGCCGAUAUACAAUUAUAUCUCAACCGCAGCCAUGUCCACCUCAACCCAAUCAACCUCCUCCACAUCCCCCUGGAUCAUCCUUGCAAUCACGAGCGGCGCCUUUGCUGCAUUGAACGGUGUUUUUGCGAAAUUAACCACAGACGACCACACCACAGCAUUCGCCCAAUCGCUCGCCCACCUCUUCGGUCUGGAAUCAUCGCCUAUUAUUGAGAUGCUUACUCGAGGUGCCUGUCUCGGCCUAAACGUCAUUUGCAACAUAAUAAUGUGGGCACUUUUUACACGCGCCCUAACAGCCGGUCCAUCGACGGUCAAAGUCUCCAUCACGAAUACGGCGUCGAAUUUCUUGGCCACGGCUCUCUUUGGAAUGGUUGUUUUCCAGGAGGCUGUUGGCGGGCUUUGGUGGCUGGGGGCUGCUAUGAUGGGCGCUGGGUGUAUUUUGGUUGGCAUGAGGGAGGGAGCUUAG
Molecule: messenger RNA, 1629 nt
Organism: Penicillium concentricum
Lineage: Eukaryota; Fungi; Ascomycota; Eurotiomycetes; Eurotiales; Aspergillaceae
Product: pyridoxamine-phosphate oxidase PDX3
Exons: 5
Coding region: 1-1629 (542 amino acids)
Biological process (GO): pyridoxine biosynthetic process
Molecular function (GO): pyridoxamine phosphate oxidase activity; FMN binding
Source: RefSeq, a predicted model, not a curated record